AUGGCGACAGUAACCUCCAAACAGCGCCUCGCCGUCGCAAUCUGCGAAUUCCUCUCCACCUCGGUCAACGACGGCACCCUCCCCGCCGACGACAAGGACUCCAUCGACGUCGCAAUCCAGUGCAUCGCAGACUCCUUCAAGGUAGACCCCACCGACAAGAAGAUCCUCGCCGAGGCCGUCGGCGCCCAGAACCUCUACCAAGUCUACUCGGUCUACGAAAAGCUCAAAAACACAAACACCUCGGCCGCCCCCGCCCCCGCCGCGGCCUCCGCCUCCAAGACCGUCACCGAAGAGGAUAAAAAGGAGGCCGAGGCCCUAAAGUCAAAGGGCAACGCGGCCAUGGCCUCAAAGGACUACCCCGCCGCCAUCGCCCUCUACACCCAGGCCCUCGCCCUGAACCCGGGCAACGCCGUAUUCCUCUCCAACCGCGCCGCCGCCCACUCCGCCGCCAAGGACCACGAGUCCGCCAAGGCCGACGCCGAAGCCGCCGUCGCCGUCGACCCGGCCUACACGAAAGCCUGGUCCCGCCUCGGCCUCGCCCGCUUCGCCCUGGGCGACGCAAAGGGCGCCAUGGAGGCCUACGGAAAGGGCAUCGAGUUUGAAGGCUCCGGCGGCAGCGAGGCCAUGAAGAAGGGCUUCGAGACGGCCAAGCGCCGCGUCGAGGACAUGCAGGUCGAGGAGCGCGACCUGCCUCGCCAGUCGCCCGGUAUCGGCGGUGGCUUGGGCGGUGGUGCGGGUGGUAUGCCCGAUCUGAGCAGUCUGGCGAGCAUGCUCGGCGGAGGCGGUGGUGCCGGCGGCGCGGGUGGCGCGGGAGGCAUGCCCGAUUUCAGCCAGAUUAUGAACAACCCCAUGUUUGCGAGCAUGGCCCAGAACUUGAUGAGCAACCCCGAAAUGAUGGGCAACCUCAUGAGCAACCCCCGUCUGCGCGAGAUGGCCAACAGCUUCGGCAGCGGUGGUGGCAUGCCUGACCUGAACGCUCUCAUGUCCGACCCCAACAUUGCCGACAUGGCACGCAACAUGAUGGGAGGUGGAGGUGCACCCGGCGGUGCGCCCGGCGGAGGCGCCGGUGCUGGCCGUGGAGGCUCGGCUUAA
Molecule: messenger RNA, 1092 nt
Organism: Colletotrichum orchidophilum
Lineage: Eukaryota; Fungi; Ascomycota; Sordariomycetes; Glomerellales; Glomerellaceae
Product: tetratricopeptide
Exons: 3
Coding region: 1-1092 (363 amino acids)
Biological process (GO): post-translational protein targeting to endoplasmic reticulum membrane
Cellular component (GO): TRC complex; membrane
Molecular function (GO): molecular adaptor activity; protein binding
Source: RefSeq, a predicted model, not a curated record